Molecule: messenger RNA, 693 nt
Organism: Echinostoma caproni
Lineage: Eukaryota; Metazoa; Platyhelminthes; Trematoda; Plagiorchiida; Echinostomatidae
Source: the annotation of a GenBank genome assembly
UUGUGGACAAUUCACGCAAAUCAGUAUCCCCUGGCAUCUGGCUCGGAACAACCGGAUCCAACCGGGAUUAUUCAGCUCCAUCCAGAAAGUCAAGCGGUCACACUGAACAGCACCGUACGAUUGCAGUGUCGUGUCCGAAUCCUCAUCGAUCCGACUACGGGGACCGGGGCGCAGGUGUACUGGUCCAAGAACGACUUCGGUAUCGGUGGUAGUCGGGAUGAUAUCCAGGAAUACGGACGAUCACCCAGAUACAAAUAUUCCCGGUAUGACUUGCCGUACAAUUUGAAGGAUGGACAGUACGAUUUACAAAUUACCAAUGUGGAACUAUCUGACGAAGGAUCCUACGUUUGUCAGGUGAAUUUCAUGAAACAGCAGUAUCUCAGUCAGACUGCGGUUCUCACUGUUCAAGUCCCCUCUGAGGCACCGAAGCUGAUCCAAAUUACCAAAGAAGGCAAAGGUCCGGAAGUGGAGGUCGGUGCAUCCACUCCGGCCAUUGUCGAGGAUGGCGCUUUGCUCGUCCUCAAAUGUGUCGCGCGACAUGGCAAACCUGGUGCGCAUUUGACGUGGCUGAUCGAUGGGGUCCCAGUGACCGUGGAUGCCAACCGAGAUGGACAAAAUGGGACAUUUCGAUCCGGAUUUGUUGGCAACCUAUCCGUUCAAGUGGUACCCUCUCCGAAGUUUCCUCGGCUGUGA